AAUCAAAAAUCUCCAUGAAAUAUUACUCUCUAAAAACACUUUCUUGAUCACUUCUUCACCCAAGAUUUCCACUUCACAGGCACUUCCUCAAUUUUUCUCUCCAUCACCAACAAACAAUCCUCUUCACAAAAACAUGAUAGUAAUCCACAAACUUUGAUCAAAAUCAACAAUCCUCCAUUAACAUGACACUGUUUUCCUCUGAGUUUCUCCCACACACAGUCCCCACCACCACACAAAAACCAAAACCAGCUUCAAAUUCAUUUCACAGCACUGUAAUCAGCUGCAUAAAACCUAAACUUAAUGACACUAAUCCAAGAAACCAACAAAAACUGAAUCUUUCAUCCGAAACAAAACAACCCCAUGUCUUAUCUUUUAAUUGCAAAGAGGCCCAUCUCAUGAAAUUACUUAACAGAUCCUAUAAAUCAGGAAAAUAUAAUGAAUCACUCUACUUUCUUGAAUGCAUGGUUGACCAGGGUUACACCCCUGAUGUAAUUCUGUGUACUAAGCUUAUUAAAGGCUUUUUUGGUUCAAGAAAUAUAGAUAAGGCUGUAAAAGUUAUGGAUAUUCUUGAGAAGUUUGGUAAGCCUGAUGUUUUUGCUUAUAAUGCAUUGAUUAGUGGGUUUAUUAAGGUGAAUCAGUUUGAUAAUGCUAAUAGAGUUCUUGACAGGAUGAAAAGUAGAGGCUUUAUGCCUGAUGUUGUUACUUAUAAUAUUAUGAUUGGGAGCUUUUGUAGUAGGGGUAAGCUUGAUUUGGCUUUGAGUGUUUUUGAGGAGUUGUUGAAGGAUAAUUGUAAGCCUACUGUGAUUACGUAUACGAUUUUGAUCGAGGCUGCGAUUCUUAAUGGCGGAAUUGAUGAAGGUAUGAGGCUUUUGGAUGAGAUGUUAGCGAAAGGGCUCGAACCGGAUACUCUUACUUAUAAUGCUAUUGUUAGGGGGUUGUGUAAAGAGGGGAUGGUGGAUAAGGCUUUUGAUCUUCUUAGGAAGUUGAGUUCAGGGGGUCGUAGUAAUCCGGAUAUAAUUACGUAUAAUACACUGUUACGCACGUUUUUGAGUCUCGGGAAAUGGAACGAAGGGGAGAGUUUAAUGAGUGAGAUGAUUGCUAGAGGGUAUAAGCCUAAUGUUGUUACUCAUAGUAUUUUGAUCGCGGUAUUAAGCCGUGAUGGGAGAGUUGAUGAAGCUGUGAACUUGUUGAGGUCUAUGAAAGAAAAGGGUUUAAAAGCCGAUGCAUACUGUUACGACCCGUUGAUUGCUGCUUUCUGCAGAGAGGGGAAACUAGAUUUAGCAACUGAAUUCUUGGAUAUUAUGUUAUCUGAUGGUUGCUUGCCUGAUAUUGUGAACUACAAUACAAUAAUGGCUGGUUUAUGCAGGGCAGGAAAAGCCGAUCAUGCUUUGGAAGUCUUCGAAAAACUCGAUGAAGUCGGCUGUCCUCCGAAUGUUAGUUCAUACAAUACAUUGUUCAGUGCAUUAUGGAAUUCCGGGGAUAGAUAUAGAGCCCUGGAAAUGAUUUUGAAGAUGCUUGAUCACCGAAUUGACCCCGACGAAAUAACGUAUAAUUCACUUAUUUCGUGUUUAUGCAGAGAUGGAAUGGUGGAUGAAGCUAUUGAGCUGUUGGUAGACAUGCUGAGCAGUCGGUUUCAGCCUAAUGUUGUUACGUAUAACAUUAUUCUACUUGGUUUAGGUAAAGUUAAUAGAGUUAAUGAUGCCAUCGAAGUGCUGGCAGCAAUGAAUGAAAAAGGGUGCCGGCCAAAUGAAACUAGUUACAUCUUGUUGAUUGAAGGUAUUGGUUUUUCGGGAUUACGAGCAGAGGCUAUGGAGUUGGCAAAUUCUCUUCGUAGCAUGAAUGCUAUUUCUGAAGAUUCAUUUAAACGUAUAAGUAAAGCAUUUCCUUUGGUUGAUAUUCACAAAGAUCUUAUGUAUUCAUAUGCUAAAGACUAGUUUUUGUUGUUCUGUUCCACCUUUGUGAAUAGACUGUUAUAUUUUGCCCUUUUUCCCUUUUCUGAAAGGCUUUUUAGGUAACAGAAAGCAAAUGGAAUUUUAAGAUUUGUGAAUGAUUUUUUUGUUUUGA
Messenger RNA from Mercurialis annua (annual mercury), 2064 nucleotides. Its product is annotated as pentatricopeptide repeat-containing protein At3g04760, chloroplastic. The transcript has a single exon. Bases 183 to 1934 code for a protein of 583 amino acids. NCBI's taxonomy places the organism in Eukaryota, Viridiplantae, Streptophyta, Magnoliopsida, Malpighiales, Euphorbiaceae. Gene Ontology annotation, molecular function: protein binding. The record is from RefSeq and is a predicted model, not a curated record.